AGAGACGAAGCGUAUUUUGUAAUCAUGUCGUUUUAUGUAAAAAAAUAGAAAGGAUUUUUUCUGAGGUAAACGAUAGAUUUCAAGCAGAGGUUUGGCAAGAGGAUAAAAUGAUAGAAUAAAUGGAUCGCGGUCAUUUUUUUCUCUGACGGCAACCAGUCGAAGGUUUUGGAUUUUUAGUCCAAGGUCGGAGGGGGAUAAGUUAACGAUAUAUUAUUGAAAGAGUGAAAAAGAGAAAAAGGAGAUUCGGGCGUGGCAGAGAAAAGUAUACAAACGAUUACGCAUGUUCCUAUGGCGAAAGUCUUUUUCGGUGCUCGUUCGAAACACGCCCUUGUACCCCACCUGAUUUCGCGUAUCUCAUUCACCUAACCGAACCGGACUAUAUAAGAUUUCGGCUACCAAAGGAUCAGCACGCACUUGCUUUCGUACAUUGUUAGCGAAUCGACCAAGGUUCUCUUUCAGACUCACAAUGUUCUCGAAGAUCAUAGUACUCGCUUGCAUUCUUGCCAUGAGCAACGCCGGUAUCUUGGCACCAGCUGGACAAUAUACUCUGACCCCUGCGGCUUUAACGUCGACAUCGGACAAUAUUCUUCGCAGCUCGGGAAAUCUCGCACAAAUUGCGACCCAAUCGAAGACAAUUUCCACCCCAUUCUCGAGCACUAGCAGAUCCGACAUUCGCGUAACCAACCCGGCCAUCUAUGCUCACACUGCUCCAGUGGCAUACGCCGCAGCCCACGCACCUUUGGCAGCACCCUUGGCAGCACCCGUGAGCCCACUCCUUGGCGUCGCUUAUUCUCCAGCGGUGGCUGUUUCGCACAUGGCCUACAGCAGCCCCAUCGGUGUCUCUUACUCCUGGUAAUCGUUUC
Bombus pyrosoma is the source of this 863-nucleotide messenger RNA. Its product is annotated as pupal cuticle protein C1B-like. Lineage: Eukaryota; Metazoa; Arthropoda; Insecta; Hymenoptera; Apidae. Bases 467 to 856 code for a protein of 129 amino acids. The record is from RefSeq and is a predicted model, not a curated record. The transcript has 3 exons.